AUGAGUAUGGCCGGCAUGGAAGACACCACCUGCAAGAUCUCCAUGACCUGGAACUGGUACACCGUGGGAGCCUGCUUCAUUUCCCAAUCCUGGCAGGUCACCUCAAGGGGCAUGUUCGUGUGCUGCUGCAUCGGGGUGAUCCUCCUCGUCAUGUCACUCGACCUCCUGCGCCGGCUCCAGCGAGAAUACGACGGUUGGUGCCGCCGUAUGGAUCGCAAAGCCUUUGUUGCCAUUUCGGCAGGAUCCGAAGACCCAUACUCGAGUUCAUCAGAGCUGGGGACAGGCCCUGCCGGCAAGGCACACAGUGUCGCCGUCGCUGUUAUCAGCACACUCAUGUCCGCACGCGCGCCUCUCCCGCGCCGACGCAUCGCCCGGUGGAUCCUGAUCCAGCGACAUGUCAUACGCUCGCUCGGCCAUAUGAUCCAGUUCGGGUUGGCAUAUUUUAUCAUGCUUCUGGCCAUGUACUACAAUGGCUAUAUCAUCAUAAGUAUCCUCAUUGGGGCGUUCCUCGGAGCCCUCGUCUUCAAUUGGGACCAAGUUGCCACAGAGUAA
Cladophialophora carrionii CBS 160.54 is the source of this 552-nucleotide messenger RNA. RefSeq lists its product as uncharacterized. Gene Ontology annotation, molecular function: copper ion transmembrane transporter activity. The transcript is spliced from 2 exons. Gene Ontology annotation, cellular component: membrane. The coding region runs from base 1 to 552 and encodes 183 amino acids. The record is from RefSeq and is a predicted model, not a curated record. NCBI's taxonomy places the organism in Eukaryota, Fungi, Ascomycota, Eurotiomycetes, Chaetothyriales, Herpotrichiellaceae. Gene Ontology annotation, biological process: copper ion transmembrane transport.